This is a messenger RNA of Pediculus humanus corporis (human body louse), 261 nucleotides long. RefSeq lists its product as uncharacterized. The coding region runs from base 1 to 261 and encodes 86 amino acids. The transcript is spliced from 3 exons. The record is from RefSeq and is a predicted model, not a curated record. Lineage: Eukaryota; Metazoa; Arthropoda; Insecta; Psocodea; Pediculidae.
AUGGAAAUGGAAUAUUCUAUAGAAAAUGACAAAAGGGAAUUAACGAUUGUUUCAAGGACUGAUGAUAUUUUAGGAGGUGAACAAAAGAAACCGCAUUGGUUGGAUCCAAGGUCUUGUCCUUUGUGCAAUAGGGUUUAUAGCAAUUUAUCAAAUUUAAGACAACACAUGAAACUCAUACACAAUCCGACAUUGGUCACGUGUAAAUUAUGUUACAAAACGUUUAAAACGGAUCUUUACCUUCGUAGACAUUUGAUAAGGUAA